Molecule: messenger RNA, 2286 nt
Organism: Harpegnathos saltator (Jerdon's jumping ant)
Lineage: Eukaryota; Metazoa; Arthropoda; Insecta; Hymenoptera; Formicidae
Product: dentin sialophosphoprotein-like
Exons: 1
Coding region: 1-2286 (761 amino acids)
Source: RefSeq, a predicted model, not a curated record
AUGCCCGAAAAGCGCGAGAAGAAGGACGAGAAGAAGAAGAAGAAGGACAAGGGGGAGAAGAAGGAGCCGGUAAUACGUACGGAGCGCGAAUCCGUCGAUAGUAGCGAGAGCCGAGCGGCGAUAGCAGCGGGAGAUAACCCGCCCGGCGACCCCGACGCAGCGGCGGCGGCGGCGUUUCGUUACGAGUGGGGCGUGAAACUCGCCGAGGAGGAGCCGGCCGCGGCCGCGGCCGCGGCCGAGGCGAGCGAUAACGAUAACUUGGCCGAAAAGGGCCGGCGAUACGUCACGAAGCGGCUUUGGGGAGUGUACCUGACGCACCCGAAGCCGGAUGUCGAAGGUGCCGCCGCGCCGCUGAUGUCCGAGGGUGCCGGGAGUGGCGCGUACCAGCGGCGAAACGCCUCUCGGUUCUCGGGGAACGAUGAUACCGCGGCGCAGGCUGGCGGAGCCGAAGGUCAGCUUUCCCCGAAGGGAGCCUCGGCGAAGCGGCGAGACGAGCAGUCGAGCUCGAGAGGAGCCAAGGACGACGAGGGUCUCUCGACUUGGUUCAAGCGCGACUCGCCGAGCGGUGACUUCCACAUGGCGCAGCGAGAAGCGGCCGACGCGACGAGUUCGCCGACGAGCUCGCGGGCCCUCCGGAGCAUCAUGAAAGAGUCGCCGGGCGGCUCAUCGGUCGCGCUCGGUGACGGUUACAACGUGCCGCCGGAGGAGCAGGCGGCGCAGGACGUCGAGAUCGACGCUUGGCGGAGUCUCGCGGUGAAAUCGAGGUCAGCCAUGCGAGCCAUCCUGUCGAACGCGCGGCCGCAGAGACUGGAGACGAGGUCCAUCCGGCCGGAAGCGCCGCAGCCGAAAUUGGACGUGCGGGUCGUCAGGUCGUCCGCCGACGAGACCACGGAGGUCAAGGAUGAGCAAACCGCCGGGUACAAGCUAAGCUCCAUGGGCCUCAAGCGCAUGGGCCACGCGGACGCGCCGAAUCAGGACCAGUACCCGCUUAGCAAGAAGCUGCAUACCGCGAGCGCGCAGGUUCACCGUACGCUUCUGGAUGCGAGGACGAACGACGACGCCACCUGGAGACGCGUCGGGUCGCUUCCGCCGGCGGACUCUAUUGCCGUCGACGGGACUGCGCGAACGAAGAAUCCGGGAAUCGCAACGGCCUCCCCUGCGAGUUCCGAGGGUCCCGAGGAGAAGAUGAGUGACAAGCUGUUGAAUCGGCAGGAAGAGCAACAUGAUCGACAGAGCGACUUGAAGAAUCUCGACGACGAGAAGCCGACUAGCCGUGAUACGAGUGACUCGAUAAAAAGCACCGAGCAAAUUCUCUCACCCGCAGAAUCGCAGACAUCGAGCAGCGACCGGGAGCAACCGGAUGUCGGGAUCGACGUGAUCGAGCUGCCGAGCACUGUCGAGGACGAGGAAGUAGAAACGUCCACGAGCCAACCUCAGGAUGGCGAUCGGCAAGACGCUGAGGGCGCAUCGGACUCUACGAACUUGAAGGACUUGGAGGACGAGAGGUCACGCGCCGAGGAAGAGAGCGUUCGCGAUGAAACGGAGCUACAUGAACGGGGAAGCCACAAAGACUCUCGCUCCAAGGACAAUCGCAUGGACUCGUCCGACGAGACCAGAGACUCUUCGUCCGCGGACUACGACGUCACGACCAUCGACGACGACCCGACGAAAUCGCCCGAGGCCGCGGCGGCGGCGGCGUCUAUGCUGGCUGUGAGCGCUAAAAAUACCGUCCGCGACUCUAACACGGAGGACUCAACUGGCGACGACCUCGGCGGCGGCCAGUACGUCACCGACGGCGACUACGUGCGGCUGCACGGCGAUCCCUAUCCGUACAGCAAGGAGAACCUGGACAGGUGGAGAAUGCUGGCUCAGUCCAGGAGUCGGCUGUACAAGCCGCUCAAGCGGCAGGCCUCUUCCCCGACCCUCGUCCCCGACCCCCCGUUCGACCGGGUAACCCCGAGGAACGCUAACGACGCGUAUGCCAACGGCGCCGGACGGUCGUACGGUUCUCACGGCGAUGGAACGAUAACGGAGACUUCGGGAAGCGGCGACGGCGCGACGGACGCAAAAAACGUGGGACUCGCGAGCGGAUUCCGCGCGGCGUCGCGCGACCAGCGGGUGGUGGCGCCUGAUUGCGACGCCGCGGACGCGCUCGGCCUGCGAAGAUGGACGGAGGCGUUCUCGAGGCUCGGCGACGCCGUGGUCGCCGGUGCGGCGACCGCCGGCGGGGAAACGAGCGAGGCGGAGCGAGGCGACAACGCGUCGUUGCGCGCGUAUCAUCAGUAG